Molecule: messenger RNA, 6568 nt
Organism: Cladophialophora immunda
Lineage: Eukaryota; Fungi; Ascomycota; Eurotiomycetes; Chaetothyriales; Herpotrichiellaceae
Exons: 1
Coding region: 1530-6149 (1539 amino acids)
Source: RefSeq, a predicted model, not a curated record
CUCCUCAACUCCUCCUGCACCCCCCACUUUCGCGGCCGCUCCUCGACUCCAGACCCCGUCACUGGCUCUCAUCCUCUUCGCAACUUUUGCCCACCGGUCUCUUUGCUGGGUUCAGCAAAGGUCACCCCCCCUGCUGAAUCAGAUUCGACUCCAUUGUGACAAUACGAGGGCGCCAGUCAGUUGAGAGCUGCUUCCAAGCGUCAGUUUCAACCGGCGCAGAUCCAAGCGUCGCCACAUGAUGGGCCUCGAGGCCACUCCUCUCCUCCGUGACCUUUGUUGACAGCCUGGCGUCGGCAUCGCCUUCGGAACCCUGAAUUCUGCCUAUGAUGCGGCUAUCCUCGCACAUGCCACCCACAUUGGUCGUCAUACCAUCGCACAUGACCUCGUCAACGCACGAUUCCCACGCACGACAUCUAGCGAGUUACGCUUGCGGAUGCCUGUCCGUCCAUUUGAUCGGUACGUACACAGGCCCGAAUCGGUUGCUGAGUUUGACUACAGGGACAGUCUCCCUACGAAGCCCCAGAGUGUCUUUGAUCGUAUUUGUCCAGGCAUGUCAGCCGCAACCCUGGUCCGGCCUCUCCAAGCUGUGCGCGGGAGGACCCAUGACGGAGACCCGUCCCAUAUGCAAGGCCUAUCAGAACAAGAGAUGGCCUUGGAACUUGGACAGCCCCAAGAGGUCUUGACGCCUUGCAGCAAAAAAAGCCAGUUGACUCCAGGUGAUGAAUACGAGUUACCCGCGGCCCAGUUACCGGGCCCCCCGCCCCGUUGGAAGGUUGAAGACCAUGCAUGCAUGGUGGAAAAUCCCUCUGAUCAUGAAGCAAGCCAUCAGCAUCAGCCAUUCCAAGGGAACGGGGUUUGCUUUAACGCUGGGCCCAGCAUUCUCUCGUCUUGUGCCCCAACUAACCCAAUUCGCCUCGGCCGGUCUCUGUGUCGUUACAAGAUGCCUGCAAAGUCCGCUUGGUCUCAUGCAACCACUUCCCUCUCGGGCCUUUAUCACCCCAGAAAAGGACUUCGCCUCCCAUCUUGAUUUCCUUUCCCUUACCCUUCUCACUGUACACGCGUCCUCCUAUCUGGACGUCGCCAGCAUCUGGAUCAUCGUCUGCAGUGUCACGUGCCUCAUUCGUGGCUACUAUUUUUUGCCUCGGUGUGGCCGACCGGGCUAUACAGGCUUAUGUGGCGCAUUCUGUCGAUCAAAAUUCCCACCGCUAUACUAUUCCCGCGCGGCUGCCCGACAAGACACUGAGCAUUUACCAGACUGUCUCGGGUAUGAAUGACUUGUGCGACAUACGGUCUGAGUCAUUUUGAAAAAGAAACAUUGACAAAAUCCAUCUUGGAGGCCGUCUCGCUUCCUCUGCAAGCCUUCGACAAGAGUAACCAGUUUUACUUCUGCGCCUGAACGCCACCUGCAGGCAUGUGCCAGUCCAGUGUCUGGUCUUGAUCGCUGAGGAAAACGGAAUGAGUCGAACGUGUUCAACAUUAUUGCGCGCAUUCAGGGAGGCCGGCAAGGAGGAUCCCAACCGACACAGGACAUGUCGCACAGAAAUCCGACGUAUGACACCCAACAUGGUGUUUCCAGAAACAGAGAUGCUACCGUGCCACGAACCACCAGAACAACAGGCUCUCGUCAUGGAGCCCGUCAGUUCGACUCGACACGACCCACCCCAAGCGCACGUCCGGCUUCACGCUCACCACCCUCUAUGAGGGAAGCCCCGGCGAGUCCUGGUGAAAAGUCCGGUCAAAGACCAACAGCCAUUCCACGACCAGCGACAAGAAAUCCCUCGCAGCGCUCUAUUGCGACUGCGAAGAACACCACUGCCUCUGUUGGAAUGAGCAAGCCAACUGCACGUUCAGAUUCAAUGUCGCAGGAGGUCCCUUUACUCAUGGAAUCUUAUCCGGGAUCGAGACGGAGAGAUGAGGCCUCUAGUAACAGGAGAUUGGCUUAUCCCUUGGGUCUCUCAACUGAUGCACAAUCUUCCUUGGAUGUUGAUCAAGAUGCCAUCUUCGGCAUAGUGAUGCCGAGAGCAAACACGUCCAUUCGCACAGGCGAACUGCCGCCUCGAUUGAUUCCAGAGUUGCAAGCUCUUGCAGCUUCGUCGACGAGACAACCGCAAACACUGAAUAAAUCCGCAAGCUCGAUUAGCAGUCCAUCAACUCGGUUCUCCAGUUCUCCAAGUCCAUGGAGUGUAUCCACCACAACGACAACUCCGACAUCUUGGUCUUCGGCAUCACCUGGUAUUGUGCAGCAAGUCCCGGUGACAGGCUCGGCAAAGCGGUCGCAAACAGUCCCACUUCCUGUAGGCAAGCGCGAAAAACCUCCCAAAAUGCCAGCUCUUCCAGAAUCCCUUCCAGCUGUGGCGAGUGAAUGGCCAGCAAGUUCGAAAGAGUCUGUGAAGUCGUCUGGCAGGAGAAGAACGCCUUUGAACACUCCAGCUCCUACCCCGCCUCCAAGGUCUUCGUCUGCCAAACAUUCACUGAGCAGGAGCAGUAGCAAAAGCGAUAGGCAACGCAUUAGACCGGAGCAACAGCCUACGCCUUCCUCAUCCGACCUGGAACGCAGCCCAUUGGCGGCGCGAGGCCAUCCAGAUCUUGGAAAUGUCGGAGAGUCACUACAGCAUCGCACGCUUGUACGUGCUCAUGCCAAUCUUCAGCAGUCUUUACGCGACACACCGCCCGGGGCAACCAUCCAAGCCGCGGACGCCUUCGACGACCAAAGAACUGGUGCGCUUGACAGUUAUCGCUCGGGUUCCAGUCGUCGCCACCCAGAAUCAUCGCGUCGAAAUCUCGACACUCGGCCUCAGCCGGCUGACAUUCCGCCGGUACAAGAGAGGGUUGCGCCCAUGGCCGCUCGUCCGAAGACUCCUCGGGACACAGAAGUCGCGACACAAAGCUCCCCAGGCCGCACAGGCAAAUUCUCUCGCUUCGGACUGUUUGGUCGCAGAACCAAGUCCCCAGCCGCCGAUGUCGAAAAGUCCCCCCGGAAACUGCAACGCAAAGGACCUGCGGCUGGGACAGGUCACGAAGGGUAUGGAAAAUAUGGAAGAAGAGGCCGCAAGACAUCCGAAGAGAGCGGCUCGGCUAGAGGAAGCGAGAGCGAAAGGUCCGUGAGCAGCACUAGACGGGUACCUAUAUUCUCCUCCAAAGGCAAGGAGAGCCGCAGUAGCAGCCGCCACAAUCGAAGCAGCCAAUCCGAUCUCGAUGAGUUUGCAGCAAGUCGCAUGAGGCCCAUUCCUAUCAUUGGUGGCUCUGGUAGCAGCAUGAAGAGCAAUUCUGGGACUCGACUUGACGUAUUUGAGAGCUCUUCCGUUCCACUUGGGUUUGGAGUAGAGCCGUGGCAAAUCGCUUCACAGUCACAGACCUCUAUUGGCCAACAGUCAGUUCAAGACAGCCCGCAGAUCGCUCGGGACCGGGUAUCGAGUCAGGGUAGUGUCCCUACGCUGGCAAUACGACGAUCGCAGCGCUUUGGCAACGAUGCAGAGAGUUUCAGUCUCCCAACACCAAUUCGGACCGAAGGACUUUCAGCGCCAAUGUAUAUUAACAGCCAAGACGACAGCCGUUCUUCAGCUUUUCCGAACUCUACACCUAGCACAACUACUGAUCCUAGCCGUGGCGAUGCUGCACUGCAGAAACCCAAGGAUAAGAAGUCUAGAAAGCUCAGAUGGAAUAUCUUUCGGAGAAAAGGACCCGAACCAGAACCCGAGAGACCCAUCGGUGCAUCUUCGUCGUCGCCCGAGGAGAUGCCGGUGAGCAUAUCCUCUAUUCCUGUCUCUCGGCCUAUGCCGUACUACGCCGUGAUGGAUUCUGAGAGUGAAGUCAAUCCACCCGAGUAUGUUGGCGAUUACCUGGCGCAGGUUGUUGAUUCACCCGCAGUCAGCCCAUUGAUCGGGGGAUACGAGCCAGACUUUGCAGAGGAUGAGGUACAACCACCCAUGCAUGAGGACAACGUCUUUCUCCCAACUGCGCCAAUAUCGCCACCUCAGUCAUUUGCGAGGUCGCCGCCAGCAGUGCCACUGCGAAGCCAGACCGAGAACGCUUCAGUGCAAAUAGAUGAGCAGCCACAGAAACAGCCGCGCCUGAUCCGAGUCGGAAGAAUCCCACCCGUGGUACCAAGGAGUGAAAGACAGCAUAAACCUAGCCGGACUUCGUUCUCUCAACCGUUCGUUAGAAAUCCUACUUCUGAGAAUCCAUACGCCCAGUCGGACCCCUCUGAAUCCGCGCUGCCUAUGCCACUCCAAAUCAGCACGGAUGUGCUACCGAGCAGACCGUUCGCUACUGUGGAUAGUGCCAAACCCGCCAGUGCUCCUACAUUGGGAGAGACAGAGUUCUUGCGAUUCCCGUCGAGGCAACCGUCGGAAGUCUCUGCAUCCAGCAGCUCGGAAGGAGUUUUAAGCAUCCUUGGACCACCUUUAUUGCCUGGCAGUGGCGUCUCUGCACGACCUCCUCUAGCGGAAGAUGUCUACCUAACAGGGAGUCCUAGCCUUGACGAAGUCUGGAAUGAAUACGACGAUUUUAUUGACCAUGUCAUGUCCCCUUCUCGAAGCAGGAAAAGUGUGAAAGCCCUGGCACAGCGAGGUAAGCCAGGACCACCGCGCCUAGAGACUCUUCCACAGUUUGCGCGGUCGGAUCAGCAACCGGACGAAGAACAACCAGAUCUCAUCUUGUCAGAAUUUCCCACCCCUGGCAUGAAGAGACCUGUCUUCGCACAGACCCUAGCCACUUCAGCUACCCCUCCAGUUGUGUUCCCUCCACCCACAAUGCCUGAGCCCAUCGUAGGGGAAGACAUUCGAUUACGCCGAUCGAGAAUCGUUUCGGCGCUGCACCCCUCGAGCGACCCUGCAUCGCCCUUCUCAAUUCGCGACAUACUGAGCGAGUACGAAAAUCAUGCACGACAUAGUACUAAAUUGUCCGACCGCCUGAGCACAUCCACGGCGAAUCGAUCGCUGGAACGCUUGACCACGACAAGCAGCGCACCCGAGAUGCCUCCAGAAUCCACUCAUCAAGAAAACGUUACUCUACUUGAUGUUGUCGAGCGGGGCAAGGACCCGGUCGGUCAGUCAGAGUUGCACUAUGCCUCGCUUAUGGUGUCGAAGUGGUUAUCAUUUGGACGAGUUUUAUUCUCACCCGGUCAUGAUAAUAUCCUUAAAUCCCCAGUGCGCCAUAUCCUUGUCAUUGACGGAUUAGGGAAUGAAGAUUGGUCAAUAUAUUGUGCAGUGACUUACGAGCCGCAAAAAGCAUAUGUCCACGAUCUUAAGGAGAAGGCCACAACAAAAGGAACGAAGACAUCGAAACACUCUCAGCAUGCCCCAGACAACCAUCGGCGAGCAGAAGUAUCGAGUUUCUACGAAAAGUUCCCUUUCCCCCAGGAUUUUUUCUCCGUGGUUGUCCUUCGCUUUCCUCCUGCAAUGGCUGAAGCAAAAAUGAAGAAUAUUGUGUCUGAAUGCAAACGAGUGUUGCAGCCAGGCGGCUAUCUGGAGCUGAUGCUGCUGGAUCUUGACAUCGUCAACAUGGGCGUGCAGACUCGAAGGGCUGUCCGAGAGCUCAAGUAUAGAAUGACGACCGCAGACAAGCAGAUCAGCCUCCGACCAAUUAUUGACAAUGUCCAGAGCGUGUUGGGCUCCCGCGGGUUCACCAACAUCAGCCGCUGUGUAGUCGGAGUACCCGUCGCAGGACGCCCAUCAGGAUCUUCCGAUUCUUCAUCAUCGUCGCGCUCGAGUCGAGGAUCGGACGGCUUCUCAAAGCGAGGAUCCGGUGACACGCGGCCGGGAGAUGCGUCUCCACGAAUGACAUUCGGUCAAGGUCGUAGAGGAGCCAACCUAUCUCUGAAUGACCUUCUUUCCGAUCGCUCAGAUAAUGCGGAUCUCCGCAUUGGAAAGAUCGUGUCGAGGACGGCUCGGACGUGGUGGCAACACUGCUUUGAAGCCAGCGUUAUUAGCGAUGGCAAUCUCGCCAGAAGUAUUUUCGCUGACAGAAAUGUCCUGGGAGAAUGUAAAGGUCGAGGGUCGAGUUUCAAGAUGCUCAUCGCAUACGCUCAACGACCCAUCGUCGAAUCAUCACGUCGGCGAACAAUGAGUGAGCCAGUUGUCCCAACACUGGCUACAGCAGGAGGGAAAAUACAACAUCAGCCAUCAUCCCGCAAUCCACGCACAGCCUGAGUCUGACCGAGCUAAGACAUCAGGCUGAUUUAUUCCACACCAUAGUUGCCCUGGCGGCGUUACGGACGAAGUAUAUGAGAAGAAUUGCCACGACACGACAUCGAAAAGAAAGUUGCAUUUGAAUGAUUUGUUUCGAAGAUACCCCUCUCCCACAUACCGCCGGCAACUUUACGACUGCUUUGUUAUUUGGAGCGACUCAGCACUUGAUUUAAGAACGGAGGCCUGAAAUAUCGUUGUACCCAAAAGUUCAGCGUGCAAGAGACGACAACGGCUACAGUGCCGACCAAAGAGUCCGGAUUGGCGCAAGCCAGCUGGGAUAGAUGGAUGACGGACGUCUGGAAAGCAAGGCUGCAGGUCGGCAUUCCUCUCAGACAGAGUCAUGAUAUAGACAUAAUAACUAUGUUCUAAUUCUAAACACA